Messenger RNA from Astyanax mexicanus (Mexican tetra), 3458 nucleotides. It is a transcript of the gene etv5a, whose product is annotated as ETS variant transcription factor 5a. The record is from RefSeq and is a predicted model, not a curated record. Gene Ontology annotation, cellular component: nucleus. Gene Ontology annotation, biological process: regulation of transcription by RNA polymerase II; cell differentiation. Gene Ontology annotation, molecular function: sequence-specific DNA binding; DNA-binding transcription factor activity, RNA polymerase II-specific. The coding region runs from base 171 to 1835 and encodes 554 amino acids. Lineage: Eukaryota; Metazoa; Chordata; Actinopteri; Characiformes; Acestrorhamphidae. The transcript has 13 exons.
UCUCAUUUCCUCUCUUCUUUUUCUAUUUUUGUUUUUCCUUUUUUUAAUCCCCUUUUCUCUUUCUCUGUGUAUCUUUUUCUACUUCAUAAAGUAAACGGAUAUUACAGAUUCAACACUUGCAGUUCAUCCAUUUUCUUGUUAUUUUAGUUAUUGCCUGUGAUACAUUUCAGAUGCUGAGAACACCAGACGCCAGAAAGCAGCCAUCGCUUUUAAGCGAAGACCCAGUUCUGGGAACUUUUGAAGACCCAGGUGACAUGGACGGAUUUUACGACCAGCAAGUACCAUUUAUGGUGCCACCUAAUCAGAAAUCUUCUCGCGUGGAAGAAUCAUGCAACAGAGCAGCCAAUGACAGGAAAAGAAAGUUCGUAGACUCUGAACUCGCUCAGGACACAGAGGAACUCUUCCAGGACCUCAGCCAGCUGCAAGAAAUCUGGAUUGCGGAGGCCCAGGUGCCCGAUGAUGAACAGUUUGUCCCAGAUUUCCAGUCGGAUAGCUUGAUGUUUCAUGGCCCUCCACCAUCCAAGAUUAAACGGGAACUGAGUCCUUCCAAAGAGCUCUCCCCCUGUAGCCAGGACCGGAGUCCCAUGCCGUACGGAGAGAAGUGCCUUUAUAACUACAGUGCCUAUGAAAGGAAACCCUCAGCUGGGUUCAAGCCAUUGACUCCUCCCUCGACGCCUGUCUCACCAUGCAGCAGCUCCACCACCAACACUCCGGGGACACACUCAAUGCAUGAACAGACUCCGCCCCCAGUUCCAAAUCCCACAUUAGGCCAGAGGCCCCUUCAUGGACAGCCUGCUGUGAGCAACUCGACCCACAAUCAGAGGGCACUCCCACUACACAGCCAGACCCCACCUUUUGCAGUGCCGUGCCCACCUAUAAACCACGAUGCCACCUUUAAUAAUGAGCAUAGGUUUCAGCGGCAGCUUUCAGAACCUUGUUUGCCAUUCCCACCUUCUGAGACCCAGGGACGACCAAACUUCAUUCAGCAGGCACAAAGCACUUCAUCCAGAGAUGGGCGGCCACCUUAUCAUCGGCAGAUGUCGGAGCCACUGGUUCCUGUGCAUCCUCAGGGCUUUAAACAGGAGCUGUUGGACCCUCGCUAUGCUGAGCAAGGGGUGCCCAAUAUGGGCCCUCUUCAGGCUGCCUUCCACCCAAUGGCCAUCAAGCAAGAGCCAAGAGACUUCUGCUUCGAUUCUGAAGUGCCUAACUGUCAAUCUUCAUUUGGGAGAGCAGCUAGCUUUUACCAAAACCAUGAAAAUUUUUCUUUUGACAGAGAUCAACACCUGUAUUUUGAUGACACAUGCGUGGUUCCUGAGCGGCUUGAAGGCAAAGUAAAGCAGGAGCCCUCUGUGUAUCGAGAUGGACCACCUUACCAGCGCCGUGGCUCUCUUCAGCUCUGGCAGUUUCUGGUAACCCUCCUUGAUGACCCAGCCAAUGGUCAUUUUAUUGCUUGGACAGGGCGUGGGAUGGAGUUCAAACUCAUUGAGCCAGAAGAGGUUGCUCGGCGUUGGGGCAUUCAGAAAAACAGGCCGGCCAUGAAUUACGACAAGCUGAGUCGUUCUCUGCGCUACUACUACGAGAAGGGAAUCAUGCAGAAGGUAAAGGUUGCUGGAGAGAGGUACGUUUACAAGUUCGUAUGUGAUCCCGAGGCUCUCUUCUCCAUGGCCUUCCCAGACAACCAGAGGCCCAACCUUAAGGCAGAUCCUGAUGGUCUGCCUGGAGUGGACGAUGACACGCUACCCCUGACUCACUAUGACGAAGGAGCCCCUUACUUGGUGGAUGCAGGAGAGCAAAGUGUAACUGGAAUGCCUUUCCCCGAUGGCUAUGUGUACUGACUCUCAUCCCCAAAACAGCAGCUGAACUGCUAAGCAGGCUGAAACAUGUCUGUCCCCACUGCCUCAACUUCUCCUUCCCUGCUGUGCAUUUACAGAUUAGCCCUCCCCCAAAAAUAUCGUUGGAAAAAAAAAGUGUAAUAAUAAAGAGUGAGGAGAAAUCUGCAAACCACCUGGUCUCUGGUUUCAACCCAUGAGAAGGUGACAGGGAAGAGAGGGGUGCCUGGACUCCAGAGGCUCGACCUGCCUUGUGGUAGAUGGGUGUUUGUUGUUACAGAAGAUGAGGAGCCAGGAGCCAAAGAGUGCCGAAGGCCUGACUGGUCUCUCUGUGCAGGCUGGAAAGAAUUGUAGCAAUUCUGUUUUGACAAUCUGGAUUUUAUUUUAUUUUUUAAGUGAUGAUAAAAGGUGUCCUAUAAAUCUAAACACAGCACUAUUAAACAGCUGCCUUUUAUAAGGCCCUGAUUGUGUUACCUCCAAAUCGUGUAGACAUCUGUAAGAAUUCAAAAGGGCUUUAUUUUGCAAAGGAGGAAAAAAAAUGACCCAUCUGUUUCUUUCUUUCUUUUGAGUUGGUUAGACUUGUCUAGAGAGCUGGCUUUUAUACAACACAUUUUGUUUAACUGAAUGCAGGACUGCUUCAAACUUGUUCAAUUCCUACAGAACAUACUGUUUUUUAUUGUUGGUAUGUUUUGGUCAUUGAAGCUUUUAAGUGUUGUGGGAUUGUUUUGUAUCAUUAUCUCUCUCUGUCUCUCUUUUUCUCUGCUGGAUAACUCAUGUUUAUCUGUAAUGAAACUAAACCAGUGGCACUCUUAAGGACACUUUCUAUCAGAUUACAGGGACUGUUAACCCAUUCGUAAUUCCGUAUGCCUCAUCACUCCCUGCGAAGCUAAAUUUGGUACUGUGAGGUAUUAAACAAUAUUCAAAAGGGAUGCACUAGACAACAUUUCAUUUUACUGCAUAAAAAAAAAACAUAUUUAAGGGUUAGCAUUUGUAGUCUGUUUUGUAUUAUUUUUGGCUUACAUUUAUUUGGCACUCUUGUAGUUUUAAAAUGCACCAAAAUGGCAGGAAAGCCCAGGGCCUUGCAUGCAAUAAGGUAAAAACACCUCCUGGACUCCUUACUGCCAAUUUGAAGUUGAAAAAAGACCACUGCUUCCUUUUGCAUGGUGUAUUCAACUGGCAAUUGUCUGCUAACAUAUCGCUUCAUGCUGGACAAGGAAGAAAUUAAGUUCUCUGCUUUUUUUCUUUUUGGAAAGAGGAACUUCUAUAAAUAUAUAUUUUUGCAAAGUCUGCAUUGGUUGGAUUUUAUUGUAUCAGCUGUAUAGUAUUGCCUAAAACGUUGUAUGUUUUAAAAUCUGGAUGCCUGUGGUGCAGUCAUUGCAGAACCAGUGUGCACUGGACAGACACCCUUUCUGCUGGGUUAGAGGGCGGCACCUUCUUAUGAGAACUGCUUUUCAAUAUUAAGCUUUCUCAUUGAACCGAGGUGCUCGUUGAUCACCACCUCCACACCACUUUACUGUAAAAGGGUAGUCUUGCACUUGUAUAGGCUUCACCUUCCUUCACAAUGUGUACCUUUUACACUGCUAAGUUUAUAAUCUGUACUGGGUACAAUAAAAUGUCCUUUCUGCUUCA